UCUGUCACUAAUUGUCAAAUUAUGGUAGAAUUUAGAAAAACCAUCGAUGUUCACGACUUAUUUGGUAAAGUAAAAGCUGAAACCUACUCAAUACCUACCCGUUUGCUUUGUACAAUGCAACAGUAUUAGCGGCAUGGCUCAGAAUUUGCAAAAGAAGCCCUCCAAGGGCAUACUGAAGACGUCACGCAGCGUGGACGUGCAGAGCAGCGAUGGGGCUCCGUCGACGAGUAAGCGGGCGAAGGAGCAGCGAUUCGACGAGAUGAACAUAAUGGAGACGUUCCACCCGGCGAAUAAGGAUUACGGGCACAUGAAAGUGGACGAGCCGAAGACGCCGUUUUCUGAACCCGUUGACGGAGAUAUGGAGCCGGUGGAUGAGCUGGACGCGAACAUUUUGGCGGCGAAGCUGGCGGCUAGUAUGAACAAGCCACCUAAGUGCGUGGAGACCGACAGUGACGAUGACAUGGACGAAUCGGACGAGGCGCGGGAGCGCCGGCUCGAGUUUGAGAAGAAGAGGAAAAUGCAUUAUAAUGAGUUCCAGGCAUUACAACUCGCUAGAAAGCUGCUAGCCCAAGAAGAAGAGGAAGAGGAAGAAAAAAAGACCACCUGACUGCCGUGCACACCUCCCCAUCUCUGCCUCCAAGGUUGCAUGUAAAGGCUUGUAGAGUCCACACUUGAGAGGAAAGGGGACAACCUGCGCUCCAUACAAGUAGUAGUCCCCAUUUUCCUCUCAGGAUAUAGAAUUAUGGAAAAUAUUUUUACAUUAUUUUAUGUAUAUUAACCAUAACUACGUUUGACUAUUUCGAUAUAUUGAUUAUUAUUAAAAUUAGGAGCGAAAAACAGAUUUCAUAUAAAUUUUUGAAUGCCAUUAACUCUAAUAAUAAUUCUCAAAUGUAGGGAUAGCAUAGCCAUGGUUGAUGUACAACAAAUUGUGUUAAAAUAUUUUCAAUAAUAGUUAAUUUCCAGAGAGGAAACUGAGUACUAUGUUUGUACGUAAAGGCGAUUUCGCGCGGGUCCUCCACUUUCGUCUUAACUGACCAUUCUUAGACCCUGUGACUCACACGAACCUGCUGCGAGUAUUAUUAUUAUUAGUAUCUUGGCCUGUGUUCUGGUAUUAUGGCUCGUAGGUAACAUUCUUAGUAAAUACGGGUAAGCAUGGCUGGCCGUCACAUUGGGGCCCGUUUACACAUUCAUUCACACACAUUCAUUCAGCCAUGGAGCGUAGUAUUUUGAGCGUGAAAUUAACCGAUCGCAUUAAAAAUACAAUUCUACGCCCCAAAACGCAAAUCACUGACGUAGCUGUAACUGCCGCCAAGCUUAAAUGGGACUGGGCGGGACACGUCUGCCGUAUGCCGGAUGAUCUGUGGGCCAAAACAGCCACCCGUUGGGUCCCACAGAUUGUAAGGCGCCACGGCAGAUCUCAUCGGAGAUGGCGGGACGAGCUUGACGCCUCUGACAGAGACUGGUGGGAGACUUUAGGGGAGAAGGAUAUGUGGAGAAAUAACAGGGAGGCCUUUGCCCAGCAGUGGGACAAUAUGGGCUCAUAUAAAAAAAUACACAUUGAUUAGUGUUUAUUGCCAGUUGAUACAUUUGCCACUAAGCCAAUGUAAAAACUCGCAGUAAACACUAGUCAAUGUGUAAACAGGCCCCAAUCUGAAGGCCAGCCACGCUUACCCCUAUGCCACACUUACCCUAAAUGACCUUAUAUCAUCAAGACACCUUAUAUCAAGAGCCAAAUCAUCACAAAUAGUAAUCAUGGUGUUAAUAUUUGUGCCAAUUUCAACCAAAAGGGUACUUAUUGUCAGUUGUGAAUAAAGUGCUAUUUCCUUGAAACUUCAAUUUGAAAUCAACCUUAUUGACAACCAACAAUAUGGUACCUUUUACUUGAAACCGUCAUAUUUAAGCUUCAGGUUCAUAAUUGCUAUGGAACCUGCCAUCAACGUUUUCAUCAGUCAAUCUUGCUAAUUUAGAAUUUAGUGACAUUGAACAGUCUUUUAAGAUUAAACUUUAAAAUGUGUGUAAUUGAUAUGGAAGACAAUAAUAAUAAAAUAUGUCGUGCUAAACAAUGCAAUAUAUUUCUAGAUUGUUUGAACGGAGUUAGGAACAGAAACGGGUUGAUGUACGAAAUUUUUAGUGUCCUUACUUUGAAACACACUCAUCAUCAAAAAUACCCUAACAUCGUGUGAAGCCCUGAUGCCCCUGAUGGUGACUGUAUAUUCAAAAUUACCAGGGUUGACUGUAUGACAGACACCCAUAACUUAAAAAGUCUAAUUAAUAUUUAGAAUCAUCAUUGUACAAGUCAAUCUUUUUGAUUAUUUUAUACUUAAGUGCCACAAAACACAUCAUAGUUCCCAUAGAAGUUCCAAGUGGAAUAAAGUACCUACCCAACAAUUUUUUGUGUUUAAUGGUUAAGGCUGCGUUUCCACCAAAGAUUGAGGAUGUGUAGCGACAUGUUUGUUAAGAACCA
Molecule: messenger RNA, 2464 nt
Organism: Cydia splendana
Lineage: Eukaryota; Metazoa; Arthropoda; Insecta; Lepidoptera; Tortricidae
Product: protein phosphatase inhibitor 2-like
Exons: 2
Coding region: 134-607 (157 amino acids)
Biological process (GO): regulation of signal transduction
Molecular function (GO): protein phosphatase inhibitor activity
Source: RefSeq, a predicted model, not a curated record